This is a messenger RNA of Monopterus albus (swamp eel), 1521 nucleotides long. RefSeq names its product docking protein 1a (gene dok1a). Gene Ontology annotation, biological process: Ras protein signal transduction; cell surface receptor protein tyrosine kinase signaling pathway; positive regulation of MAPK cascade. The transcript is spliced from 7 exons. The record is from RefSeq and is a predicted model, not a curated record. NCBI's taxonomy places the organism in Eukaryota, Metazoa, Chordata, Actinopteri, Synbranchiformes, Synbranchidae. The coding region runs from base 1 to 1521 and encodes 506 amino acids. Gene Ontology annotation, cellular component: cytoplasm.
AUGUGUGUACUGUGCCCAAGUCCCAGGUCUUCCAGACGGGCCAGGGCACAGCACAUUGAACUGUUCCUGGGCAAGGAGCCUGGGCGGAUCGUCUGCGAGGUGGGAGUGGCCAAGAAAUGGAAGCCAGUGUGGUUGUCUCUGUUUCCUCCCAGUAGCAGUGGAAUGGGUCGACUGCAGAUCCAGGACAUGGGAGGAGGUAGUGGAGGUGACCAUGGCGCUGGGGGCAGGAGACACUACCACCAUCCUCGUGGGGACAAAAAGCUGAAGGUGGUCCGACUGUCCGAGCUGAUCAAUGUCCUCAGACUCCCUCCAAACGCCGAAGCCUGUCCCAUGGAGAACAUGUCAGCAUUUUGUGUGGAGACGCAGGACAGAACAAUGGUGUUUGCUGCCCUCAAAGACGAAUGUAUGGACUGGGUAGAAAAACUGUCCCAUAGCACAUUUCAGAAGACAGAUGCAGCAACACGUUGCGGUCUGCAGGGGUCAUACUGGCUGCAGGUAGGACAAGAGGCACUGCUGCUGAAAGAAACCCAGACGAAGAACACUGUGAGAGAAUGGCCAUAUGAGCUGUUGAGACGAUAUGGAAAAGACAAGCUGGCUUUAACCAUCGAGGCAGGCCGACGCUGCGACUCUGGUCCUGGAACAUUUACUUUUGAGACACAGCAGGCCGAGACAAUCUUCUCCCUGAUAAAGAGUACCAUAAAGCGCAAGACUGCUUCUCCCAGCAACCAAAGCCAAGAGAAUGAGAAAGUCAUAACCAACAUACAGACUCAUUCCCCUCUUCCCGAAAUACCCGAUAUGAGCAGCAUGGCUGCAUUUCUGGAGACCAAACUGAGGACACAGGAGAGGAAAUGUGCUGCUGCAGAAGAGAGUGCACAUGGUCCAGAAGAUCUGGCUGGUCAGUCAGAAUGUGUAUCAGCACAGCCAGCUCCUGUCACACUCAUGCCUCUCCCGAUGAUCCCUACACAUGACAUCCCCUCUGUAGGUCAGCAGAGUGGCCUUUCAGAUGGCAUAUAUGCUGAUCCAGCUGAGUGCCUCCAGUCUGUACCAAAGCCACAACCGACUGCGGCUCUGUAUUUAGACCCUGCCACUGUUCUUCCACUCAAACCCCCAACAGAGCCUGGUCCUCCCCUUCCAAACUCCUCCAGCUCACAUCCCUGCUUUAACAUUGAUCACCCAGAUUCAGUCUACUCAGAGGUGUUCGACAAAGUCAGUUCAGUCCAGAACAAACAAGCUGUUCAGAGCACAGGAAAACCGAAGUGUGUUGCAGAUGAUGAACCCAUUUAUACUGAACCAGUGAAGGCAGCAGACGUUUGCCAUAAAAAUGAAACCAAACCCGAUCCAUUUGCCCACCUUUAUGCGCGCAUCUGUAAGACAGCACCGUCCUCGAGCCCCUCGACAACUUCUAGCAUCGCCACUUCCUGCUCCACUUCCUCUGUCUCUGUUACUGCAAGUACAAGCGCAGCAAAAGACACAGACCAGUCUCCAGAUGACGUCAUCUAUGAAACCUUGGGCAACAUUUAA